AUGUUUCCGUACGUGGAGGGAUACGACGGCUAUGCCAUUAAAAAGUGGAUGUUAGACAACGUGGAUGUGCUUGGCUACCUAAGUCUUGGCUAUCUGGCGAUGGUGUGGAAGGGGCCUGCCCUGGCGAAGCAGUUGAACGGGGAGAAGGGCCGGGUGAGCAACUCUGAGGCGCUUCGCUACAUCAUCAUCGUGUGGAACAUCCUGCUCUCAACGUUCUCCUUCUUUGGCAUGAUUGUCGUGGUCCCGGCGCUGCUGCUGCGGAUCUACAGUCGAGGGAUGGUGAGAACGAUGUGUGACCAGAAUGAUGCGAUACUGUACGAGACUCCCGUGGGGUUCUGGACUGGCAUGUUUGUGCUGUCGAAAGUCCCUGAGUUGGUCGACACCGCGCUGCUGCUGUUACAGGGCAAGUUCCCACCCUUCCUGCACUGGUACCACCACGUCACGGUGAUGAUCUUCUCGUGGCACACGUACUGCGACCGCACCAGCACCAUGCUCAUCUUUGCCGCGAUGAACCUGACAGUGCACACCAUCAUGUACUUCUACUUUGCAAUGUGCGCCUGCGGCUUCAAGAAGACGAUGCGGAAGUUUGCGCCCUUCAUCACAAUGCUGCAGAUUGCGCAGAUGGUGGUGGGGACCAUGGUGACGGUGUACUCGGCGUACACGGUGUACACAACCCCGGUGGGAGCGACGCCGCGCUGCCACGUUUCCAAGUCCAACGCACGAAUGGGUGUGCUCAUGUACCUCAGCUACCUCUACCUUUUUUCCGUCAUGUUCGUCGGCGCAUACCUGCGGCCAAAGAAGCCGGCGCCCAAUUGUGCCGUCGCAGGUAAGAAUGAAUAA
Messenger RNA from Trypanosoma rangeli, 840 nucleotides. RefSeq names its product fatty acid elongase. Gene Ontology annotation, molecular function: fatty acid elongase activity. The transcript has a single exon. Bases 1 to 840 code for a protein of 279 amino acids. Lineage: Eukaryota; Euglenozoa; Kinetoplastea; Trypanosomatida; Trypanosomatidae. Gene Ontology annotation, biological process: sphingolipid biosynthetic process; very long-chain fatty acid biosynthetic process; fatty acid elongation, monounsaturated fatty acid. Gene Ontology annotation, cellular component: endoplasmic reticulum membrane. The record is from RefSeq and is a predicted model, not a curated record.